Molecule: messenger RNA, 1319 nt
Organism: Daucus carota subsp. sativus
Lineage: Eukaryota; Viridiplantae; Streptophyta; Magnoliopsida; Apiales; Apiaceae
Product: bidirectional sugar transporter N3
Exons: 6
Coding region: 166-1056 (296 amino acids)
Biological process (GO): carbohydrate transport
Cellular component (GO): membrane
Molecular function (GO): sugar transmembrane transporter activity
Source: RefSeq, a predicted model, not a curated record
AUGUGCUUGCCAGAGUGAAAUACAUAUAUAGCUCAUAGCUCUUGAUAUCACUUAAAACACUGCGUAUACAUCUUUCUUUGUGAAUUUUAGUGUGAGAGAUAAAGAAAGCGAGAUUCAAGUAUAAAGUAGCUGCUAGCUAGCUAGUGUUAAUCGAUUGCAAGUGAUAUGGCUCCUUUAUCCCCCCACUGGACUCUUGCAUUUGGCCUUCUUGGUAAUGUGGUCUCCUUCAUGGUGUUUCUUGCACCGAUCCCAACAUUUUACAAAGUUUACAAGAAGAAAUCAACCGAAGGGUUUCAAUCAGUUCCCUACGUGGUUGGAUUAUUCAGUGCCAUGCUCUGGAUAUACUAUGCCUUGCUCAAGUCCAACGCCUUCCUUCUCAUCACCAUCAAUUCCGUUGGCUGCGUCAUUCAGACCGUUUACAUCGUCAUCUUCCUCUGCUACGCCCCCAAGACCGCCAAGCUUCAGACCAUUAAACUACUUGUGGGGAUGAAUGUGAUCGGAUUCGGAAUGAUAAUCGGACUGACUCAGUUUGUGGCGAAAGGAAACGCAAGCCGUGUCACUAUUGUGGGAUGGAUUUGUCUUGUAUUCUCCUUGUGUGUGUUCGUUGCGCCUUUGUGUGUCGUGAGACAAGUUAUUCGAACAAAGAGCGUUGAGUACAUGCCGUUUCUCUUAUCUCUGUUCCUCACCUUGAGUGCUGUUAUGUGGUUUUUUUACGGCCUGCUUCUCAAAGAUGUCAAUAUUGCUGUUCCCAAUGUACUGGGGUUCACCUUCGGUAUAAUUCAGAUGGUACUCUACAUGAUGUACAAAAAUGCAAAGAAAAUCCCCACCGAAUCUCAAAAACUUCCGGAAUUCCAAGACCAAAUCAUCGUAUUAGAUGAACACAAGUUCCCGGAGCUGGCCGAACAGAUCAUUGACGUGAUGAAGCUCAGUGCAUUAGCUUGUUCAGAGAUGAAGCCGAUGACAACUCCGAGGGCAACCCCCACGCACCAGGAAAAUCAAGUUCCGGUGGUGGUGCCUCCGCCAGUACUUCCAGUGCAGCCGGUGGCUGUGGCAUGAUUUGCUUCGAGUCCUAAAGUUCAAUAAUCAAGUGGGAUUGUAGUUUUUACUGAUUAGCCAUGCAUGCAUAUGUGUCAUGCACAGUUAAGUAUAGUGGCCCUUUGGUAAUUUGUUCUGCUGAAGUUCCGAGGGUUUCACUAUCAUCUAUCUCUCCUUUGUAGCUAGUAGUCAUGUCUUUGAUUUACCAAGUUCAAUCAUGGUUAUCUAAUUUUCUCCUGUAAUUACGGCUUAUGAUAAUGAAUGAAAUCUUCAACUUUUAUGUA